GCGGAUGACUCUCAAGCCUGGUCACAUGAUGCAGCAAAACAAAAACACAAUGAGGAAGUCUGGAUGAGAAUUUUAGCCGUAGAACGAGUAUUUCUGCCUUAGAAGACACCAAAAUGGGCAUUUUCUCCGUGUUGGUGUUUGUUUGUUGCUGCUAUUGCUCGUUCGGAUGGAGGGAAGAGGAUCAGCCCGUUCAAACCUUUGUGAUUCCUCACAGUCACAUGGAUGUAGGCUGGGUGUACACCAUCCAGGAGAGCAUGCAUGCUUAUGCAGCCAACGUGUACAGCAGCGUGACCGAAGAGCUGUCAAAGGUCAAAGAGCGCAGGUUCAUCGCCGUGGAGCAGGAGUUUUUCCGACUGUGGUGGGACACUGUGGCGUCAGAUUUACAAAAGAAGCAGGUGCAACAGCUGGUGAAUGAUGGUCGUCUCGAGUUCAUCCUCGGAGGCCAGGUGAUGCACGAUGAGGCGGUGACGGACCUGGAGGACCAGAUCCUACAAAUGACAGAGGGCCACGGCUUCCUGUACCAGACGUUCGGGGUGCGGCCUCAGUUCUCCUGGCACGUGGACCCGUUCGGAGCCUCCGCCACCACCCCCGUCCUGUUCGCCCUGGCGGGAUUCAACGCUCACCUGAUCUCACGCAUCGACUAUGACCUCAAAGACGCCAUGCAGAGAAAUAAGAAGCUACAGUUUGUGUGGCGAGGUUCUCCCUCUUUGGCUGCCCAGCAAGAAAUCUUUACUCACACCAUGGAUCAGUUCAGCUACUGCACUCCGUCUCACCUGCCGUUCUCCAACAGCUCUGGUUUCUAUUGGAAUGGAGUUGCUUUGUUUCCGAACCCCCCCAAAGAUGGAGUCUACCCCAACAUGAGCGUCCCAGUCACCAAGGAGACCAUAGACGCCUACGCUAAGACUAUGGUGGAGAAUAUCAAGCAGAGGGCUGCGUGGUUCAGGACUAACCAUGUGCUCUGGCCUUGGGGAUGUGACAAACAGUUCUACAACUCCUCCGUUCAGUUCAGAAACAUGGACCCCCUGAUGAAAUACAUCAACCAGAAAAGCAAAGAGUUUGGGGUGACGGUUCAGUACGCCACUCUGAGCCAGUAUUUCCAAGCCGUCCAUCAGGCCAAUCUCACCUGGGAUGUGCGCGGGAGCCGGGACUUCCUGCCGUAUUCCACCGAGCCCCACCAGGCCUGGACGGGGUUUUACGCCUCUAGGAAUGUCUUGAAAGGACUUGCGAGGCGGGCCAGUUCCCAGCUGCGUGCGGCGGAGAUUCUGUUCACGCGGUACCGAGUCAACUACCCGGACGGGCCCGUGGCUAAAGAGUGGGCGCUGGAUAAACUCAGAGCUCUGCGCUGGGCCGUCUCCGAGGUCCAGCACCAUGAUGGCAUCACCGGCACAGAAUCUCCAAAGGUGGCAGACAUGUACGUGCAGCACCUGAUGCAGGGCAUGAUGGGAGUUCAGGAGCUGCAGGCUGCUCUGUUUCUACUGCCGCACGACCUCGGCGACCCCGAGAACUUCCACGGAGCAGAUGUUGAUCAGCCUCUGGAGCAACACGUCAUCAUUUACAACCCGUUAGCGUGGAACAUCACCACUGUGGUGAACCUCACCGUCAAGCUUGCGGGCGCGGCCGUCUUCGAUGACGAAGGACAGCCAGUUCCUGCGCAGAUUCAACGGUCGGCGCAGUCCAACGUGUCAUACGACCUUUUCGUGGUGGUGAAGCUGGGUGGCCUGCAGCACAGGAAGUACCUGAUCCGGUUCUCUGGGAAGUCUGCCCACACGUACGAAGGAAAGACGGUUGUUUUUGAGCGGCGCAGAGUGAAGGACUGGACGAGAACCGGAAGGCUGCGUCUGCCUGUUCUGAACCAGUGCUACAAACUGAUGUUUGACCAGGAAACCAACCUGCUGCACAGCAUCACUCACCUGUACAGUCCAACAAAACGCCGAGUGAGGAUGACACAGGAUUUCUGGGAGUACCUCGCCAAUGGAGACGUGAACGCGGGACCCAUCUCUGAUAACUACAUCUUCAGCGCCAACGGUUCCGCUGUGAGAGCUUACCAAGCAGUGGAAAUGCAGAUAAUCCCCGGACAGAUCGUCACUGAGAUUAGACAGUACUUCUACAGAGGAGAAAAUGACUCGGACUACGCCUACUUCAUCACCACUGUCGUCCCAGAGUUUUCCAGCCUUCCCUGUCACAGACUGCAGCAGACGUACUCUCUGGGACCCCUCCAGCUCAACACAGAGGUGGUGCUGAGGACCAGCACCUCUCUGAAGAACAACAAGACCCUGUACACAGACGACAACGGCUUCCAGAUGAUGAAGAGAACCUACAGGAAGUUCCAGAACAACACUUUAGCAAGAAAUUACUUCCCCAUGGUUCGGACGGCCUCCAUCAAGGAUGAACUGAGUGGACUGGUCCUUCUUAGCGACAGAGCUCAUGGAGUAUCCAGUCAAGCCAACGGACAACUAGAGGUCAUGCUCCAUCGGAGGCUCUGGAACAACCAACCGUGGAACCUCGGCUACAACCUGACCCUGAAUGACAGCUCUGUGGUGAGGCCCAGUCUGUGGAUGCUGCUGGGAUCUGUGAAUGCAACCUCCAGAUUACACCAGAGGGAGGCAGUAGAGCUGCAGCACAGGCCCAUCGUCAUGCCCAUCGACAACCCUCGGAAACCCUGGCAGGAGAAAACCAGUUGUGGUUCUCCGGUACAUCCGGUAGUUUUCCCGCCUAAUCUCCACCUUCUCAGCCUCAGCGUCCUCGGAUGGAAUUACAGCUCCAACCACAGCAUCCACCUCAGCCACAUACUCUCAGGUAAAGGCGCUCCACCAGAACCCGACUACGAUCGAGUUCUGCUGAGAAUAAUGCAUCUAUAUGAAGAGGGAGAGGAUCCGGAACUCUCAAAGCCAGUCACCAUAAACAUAAAGGAAGUUCUGCGGGGCAUGGGGGAGGUGAUGAUCCUGGAGGAGCGUUCUCUAACAGGAACCUGGGAGAACGCCAGUCUGAAGAGGUGGAAGUGGAAAACCGCAAAUGAUCAUGAAAAAAAGAAAGAAUCUCAUCAAGGACAUAAAGAUUUCAUUUUGACCAUCUCACCUAAAGAAAUCCGAACCUUUUUUGUCCACUUCAGCUCCAGAAACCUCGCUUGAGCUUCAUCUUUUCUUCUGUGAAGAUCAUCACUGUUGAAUCACCUAAGACAUCUUUACUUUAUUGCAGAUCAUGCUUUUAUUUUUGAAAUUGAUUGUAAAUUUAAAAAAAUAAAGUGAUUUUUUUUUGUCAUA
Oryzias melastigma (Indian medaka) is the source of this 3260-nucleotide messenger RNA. RefSeq names its product mannosidase, alpha, class 2B, member 2 (gene man2b2). Gene Ontology annotation, cellular component: lysosome. The record is from RefSeq and is a predicted model, not a curated record. NCBI's taxonomy places the organism in Eukaryota, Metazoa, Chordata, Actinopteri, Beloniformes, Adrianichthyidae. Gene Ontology annotation, biological process: mannose metabolic process. The coding region runs from base 114 to 3128 and encodes 1004 amino acids. Gene Ontology annotation, molecular function: carbohydrate binding; alpha-mannosidase activity. The transcript has 19 exons.